Messenger RNA from Staurois parvus, 294 nucleotides. The record is from the annotation of a GenBank genome assembly. Lineage: Eukaryota; Metazoa; Chordata; Amphibia; Anura; Ranidae.
GAUGUUGAUGAGGAGAUUGAGGCAGAAUAUAACAUACUGCAGUCACUUCCCAACCACCCAAAUGUGGUCAUGUUUUAUGGAAUGUAUUAUAAAGCUGAUCAGUAUGUUGGAGGACAACUUUGGCUUGUUCUAGAGCUGUGUAAUGGUGGAUCUGUUACCGAUCUGGUGAAAAGCAUACUGAAGUGUGGACAAAGACUGGAUGAAGCCACAUCAUCUCCUACAUUCUAUAUGGAGCCUUACUGGGUCUCCAGCAUUUGCACAAUAAUAGAAUCAUCCAUCGUGACGUGAAAGGGA